GGUGGAGAGGAGAUGAUCUGUAUCGAACCCAUAUUGGCUCAUUAGUCGAGCAGCAGCAGAUUCAUAUUACACCUAUUAUUAUUAUAGCAAUUUGGUUGCUACAGUGAUAGGUGGAGUGUGGACGUGCUGCGACUACGGCCGUCAUCACUCGUCGUCAAUAACGAGGCCGAGUAUCGUUUGUUCCUCCUAUGACUACUAUAAUUAUUAAUCGUAACAAUUUUUUUCAAAAAUAAUCAAAUCCCGCUCCUCUCCGCACAAGCGCCCGACGCUGAUCAUACAAUUAUGCUCGAAUCUAAUGCGUCCAGCAUCAAAACGCAAUAAUAAUCAUUGUUGUUGUUGUUGUUGUUAUUAUGUGAAAGUGCAUGUCCACGAGAAAUUGUUUUAACGAUGACGAACUCGACUUUGCUACUACCCCAGUACCACAAGUAUCUCAAUGGUGCACCCGUGCCGUUCAGCAGGCGCACCCGGAGGAACAGCGAACUGUGUCUGGUCGUGCUGGUGUUCAUCUCCCUGACGAUCAUCUGCUUUGGAGCCGUGUUCUAUUUACCUGAGUUCAAGGCGACCUACGGUGGUACCAUCAACAAUGUCUACAAGCACAUACAGAACGCAGGACCCGAACUGUUGUUGCCAGCCCAUGGAAACUCAAGGCACGAUGGAGUGCUGGAGGAUCCGCACGCCGCUUGGGACAAACAAAUACUGUCCGCCAAAAUCGAUGAGGACUAUUCGGACAAACGAAAAGUAUUAGAAAGACCAGAUACAGGCAAUGCUAUCAAACGGCAUAUUACCAAUAACAGUAGUUUCAAUCCUGAAGCCGAAUCAAUAGUUGAACACGUCGAAACUAGUCAAACUUAUGAAAAUUCCGAGUUGAGACAAAGGCGAAACAAAGUUAAAGAAAUGAUGAAACAUGGCUGGGAUAAUUAUGUUAAAUAUGCAUGGGGCAAAAAUGAAUUGAAGCCUGUAUCAAAACGAGAUCAUUCUGGAAGUGUAUUUGGAUCAGCAAAUAUGGGUGCAACUAUUGUCGAUUCAUUGGAUACAUUAUUAAUUAUGGGUUUACACGAUGAGUAUAAACUUGGAAGAGAUUGGGUUGCUAAUAAUUUUACUUUAGAAAAUGUGAAAAUAGAUAUAUCGGUUUUUGAAACAAAUAUUCGUUUUAUUGGCGGUUUUCUUACUUGUUAUGCUAUGACUGGUGAUACUGUUUUCCGUGAUAAAGCUGAUUAUAUUGCCAAAAAAUUAUUACCUGCAUUUCAAACACCAACUGGAAUACCAUAUUCAUUAGUUAAUUUAAAAUCUGGGAACAGCAAGAAUUAUUUAUGGGCAAGUGGUGGUAGUAGUAUACUAUCAGAAUUUGGUACUCUACAUUUGGAAUUUGUAUACUUAUCUGAUAUCACUGGCAAUGACAUUUAUAGACAAAAAGUUGAUCAUAUUAGACAGUUUGUAAGAAGUCUUGAUCGACCUAAUGGAUUGUAUCCGAAUUUCUUAAAUCCUAUUACUGGAAAAUGGGGACAACGCCAUGUGUCACUCGGAGGCCUUGGUGAUAGUUUUUAUGAAUAUUUGUUGAAAGCGUACAUACAAUCUAACGGUAAAGAUUUAAUAGCACGUGACAUGUUUGAUGAUGCCAUGGCAAGUGUGAUGGAUAACCUAGUUCAAACAUCUUCUACUGGACUAACAUAUUUAGCAGACAUGCGUUUUGAUAGACUUGAACAUAAAAUGGACCACUUAUCGUGUUUUGCCGGUGGAAUGUUUGCACUUGCUGGUGAAACUCUAGGCAGUGAUGCGUCUAAACACUAUACUGAUCUUGGAGCUAGUUUAACAGAAACGUGUCAUGUAGCUUAUGAUAAAACUGCUACAAAAUUAGGGCCUGAAGCUUUUAGAUUUACAGAUAAUUAUGAUGCAGUUGCAGUCCGUGGCACUGAAAAAUACAAUAUUCUUCGGCCUGAAACAGUUGAGUCAUAUUUUGUUUUAUGGCGAUUAACUCAUGACAACAAAUACCGAGAAUGGGGAUGGGAGGCCGUGCAAGCUUUUGAAAAACACUGUAGAGUAUCGGGUGGAUACAGUGGAAUUAAAGAUGUUUACCAAAUAGAUUCAAGUAAAGAUGAUGUUCAGCAGAGUUACUUUUUUGCAGAAACUCUGAAAUAUUUAUACCUAUUAUUCAGUGAUGAUAAUCUAAUUCCAUUAGAUAAAUGGGUAUUCAAUUCAGAAGCUCAUCCACUUCCUGUAAAAGAACUCAAUACUCAAUAUAGAAUGCAUCAAAGAGUUGUAUAAUUGUUGUGAUUAAAUGUUUGGAAUGUCAAGAAUUUUGUUUAUGAGUUUUUAAUCAAUGUUAAACAUUUCAAAAGCUAAAAUAGUUUAUGAAAUUCUUUGACAUUUAUUAGUAGUAAAAUAAAAUUCCCUGCACUUGAUUUGUAAGUAAAAUGUUUUCUAUAAUAUUUAUAAUACACAGUCACACAGACACAAUGUCUUAUGUAAUUUAUGUAUGUACCAAAAUUAAUGUAUAUAAUACCAUAAAAUACAAUUAUGAUACACAAUAGUUAAUAACAUGAGGAGAAUUCCUAUCUGCUGGUUUUACAAUUCUUUAAACAACUUGUAUUUUAACCAAUAUACUGCCUAAUUAAUGUUAUAAUUAUGUUUA
This is a messenger RNA of Acyrthosiphon pisum (pea aphid), 2629 nucleotides long. It is a transcript of the gene alpha-Man-Ia, whose product is annotated as alpha-Mannosidase class I a. The record is from RefSeq and is a predicted model, not a curated record. Gene Ontology annotation, molecular function: mannosyl-oligosaccharide 1,2-alpha-mannosidase activity; calcium ion binding. Bases 388 to 2262 code for a protein of 624 amino acids. NCBI's taxonomy places the organism in Eukaryota, Metazoa, Arthropoda, Insecta, Hemiptera, Aphididae. Gene Ontology annotation, biological process: mannose trimming involved in glycoprotein ERAD pathway; carbohydrate metabolic process. The transcript has 9 exons. Gene Ontology annotation, cellular component: Golgi membrane; endoplasmic reticulum.